AUGGCUGAUGAUGAGAGGCUGAAACGACCGCUCAUCGCCUUUCCCAACAUCCAGACAUGGAAAAGUCUGCCGCCAGACGAAUGGCAGGCGUGUUUAGAUGUUUGGCUGCUCGGUUUAGAGUAUCGACUACGGCUGUCCGAUGAUGUCUUUCGCACUCUGGAGGCAAGCUUCGGGCAAAGCGACCUCGACUUCGUCAAGUCGUACUUGAAAGCCCGCCCAGAGCAAGCCAAACUGGAACCAGGUUCGAAGGAAGCACGAGUCCAUCAGAGAACAUAUUUCUUGCUCAGGCGCCUUUUGCUGGGCACCCAAAUAAUUGUUGAUGGCGGUUCACAGCUUUUCAUUGACAUUGUCAUAGGAUCGAGUUCCACAUUCAAUGUCAGCGACUUUCCUCGACUGGUGGCGGCCAUAGCAAAACAAUACCCGAAACAGUUUUCUGCCGGAAUCGAGUCAUGGAAGAUCAAUGGUAUCAAACGAUUUACGAGUCGCAGCAAUGAACCGGAGUCUAUGCAUGCGCUGCAAGAGAUCAGCGGGCUUCUUCGUGCUAAUCCCGAAAGCGGCCUCAAACUCAUGGCUGGGGCCGACUACCUCGAGGCUGUAAUGGAGCUGUAUCGAAACCUUACAACAUCUUCAGAGGCAGACACGCACCGCCGCAUCAUAGUCGAACACCUCUUUCAGUGUCUCAGAAGCCUGAUGUCAGACAAGACCAGACAUCCGGCGCUUCUGAUCGAUCAGCUGUACGUUAUGAGGACGGAUGCAGAUCAAUUGGGUGCGAAGAAAGCAGAAAUCAGAACUCUUCUGAGUGAGCUUGUCUGUACGACAAACUUUCUGCGUCAUCUCGCUGGCGAUCCGGCGGUGAUGGAUACUAAGCGGGGGCAAGAUAUGUUGGAUGCUCUUAUGGCAUACCGAGAACAGACACGACAGCUCUUCCCGGUGCCGCCUCGACGCAAACGGCAAGUUGACAAGGGCAAAAGAAAGGCUGACCACAGUGAAGAGAUGCACAUUCAUCAAGCUGCGCAGGUCUCGCAGAUAAACGAGCUGUUCCCUGACUUGCCUGCGGCUUACAUCAUGCGAUUGCUGGACCACUUCAGCAAUGACGUUGAAAUGACUACUGCUGCACUACUGGAGCCGGCAUCGUUGCCACCUCAUCUUCAAGACGCAACAGCCGAAACCCCGGAGUUGCCUGUAGCCCAGCCGUCUCAAGCCAAAACCAAAGCAAUACCUUCACACGUUCCAAAGAGACAGAACAAGUUCGAUAAUGAUGACUUCGACAGACUGCAAAUAUCACCUAGACAGCUGCACAAAGGCCGCCGGAAAGUGGACCUUGACGGGUCAUUGCCAGACGAGGAAAACCGGCGCAAAGCAGCGACCCUCGCCGCGCUCGCGGCCUUCGAGACUGAUGACGAUGAAGCAGAUGAUACGUAUAACGAAGUUGACGUUGGAGGCAGUGUAGAUCAGAGUGUCGAUACAGACGAGCGAAAGGGCCAAUUCGAGGAGAUCCUGUAUGCAGCAUGGAGAGGCAACACCACGAUCUUUGCCAGGGACAGCAAGACACGAAUCAGUCCGGUGCGGCAGGACCUCAAGCGACAAACCGGCAUGAGUGACGAGCAGAUCGAGGGAUGGGCUAUCAUGCUGGCUAGGGAUCCGGCCAUGCAGCGACGUUUGCAGCAGAAGUAUUCGGCGGUGAACACCUUCCGUGGCAACCAGCGCAAGGUCGAUUCGACUAGCUGGCGCGGGUCAGCCUCGGCAGAGAACUCGAUGGACGAAUCGGAUGAUCACAAGGUAGACACUGGCGAUGAGAACGCCGGCAGCGGAGGAGUCUCUCCGAGCAACAAGGUCGAGGACGGGGUCGAGGAGGACGAGCGAAUCACAAUCGACGUGAGGGCCGAGCACGGAAAAUGGGGCGUGGCAUGGGAGGUGCUGCACCAUGAGAGAAGACUAUUGCAGUCUCGUUCGAUAUAG
Messenger RNA from Cyphellophora attinorum, 1959 nucleotides. Its product is annotated as CUE domain-containing protein 3. The transcript is spliced from 2 exons. The coding region runs from base 1 to 1959 and encodes 652 amino acids. Lineage: Eukaryota; Fungi; Ascomycota; Eurotiomycetes; Chaetothyriales; Cyphellophoraceae. Gene Ontology annotation, molecular function: ubiquitin binding. The record is from RefSeq and is a predicted model, not a curated record.